AUGGGCGGCGGCGGCAUCCCGGUUGGCGUCGGUGGGUCCGGUGGAGGGCUCGCCGGUGUAGCCGGUGGUGCGUGUGGCAGGGCCGCUGGGGUUGGCAGGUCAGGCGUUGGUCCGGUCAGUCCCGCCGGUGGCGCCGUUGGUGGCGCGGCUGGUGGCGCGGUCAGCGGCGCUGUUGGUGGCCGGGCUGGCGGCGGGGUCGGCGGUGCUGGUGGUGGCCGGGUGGCCCUGGUGGGCCUCUGGGUGGCCCUGGCUAGGGCCCUUGCCCUGGCCAUAGCGCUGACCCGGUUUGCUGGUGUCACCCUGGCAACGCGGUGUUGUCGCUGGGGAGGCGAAGGCUGGGCCUCCGACCCUUCUGCUUGUGUCGGCCGCUGCGCGGCCGAGGGUAUGGUCUCUGCCACGUCGAGCCCGGAUGGCUAG
Osmia bicornis bicornis is the source of this 417-nucleotide messenger RNA. RefSeq lists its product as uncharacterized. The record is from RefSeq and is a predicted model, not a curated record. The transcript has a single exon. NCBI's taxonomy places the organism in Eukaryota, Metazoa, Arthropoda, Insecta, Hymenoptera, Megachilidae. Bases 1 to 417 code for a protein of 138 amino acids.